Messenger RNA from Nicotiana attenuata, 609 nucleotides. RefSeq names its product late embryogenesis abundant protein 1-like. The record is from RefSeq and is a predicted model, not a curated record. Lineage: Eukaryota; Viridiplantae; Streptophyta; Magnoliopsida; Solanales; Solanaceae. The coding region runs from base 63 to 329 and encodes 88 amino acids. The transcript has 3 exons.
GUUAAGUAUAAAUUUCUAAAUUACCAUAUAAGUACUUUCUUUAAGGUAAAAUAAAAAUAAAAAUGGCAAGUGCUCAGUACAAUGCUGGUGAAUCCCAUGGCCGUGCUCAGGCCAACACAGAGCAGUGGGUAGAUUCAGGGAAGAGUAUAGCAAAUUCUGCUGUAGACAAGGCUGAAAAUGCUACACAAAGAGCUAGUGAGACAGCUGAACAAAACAAGGACCAAAAUUCUGGAUUGCUUCAACAGACAGGAGAGCAAAUGAUACACAUGGCUCAAGGUGCAAUUGAUGGAGUGAAGAAUACUCUUGGAAUGGGAUCAGAUAAGAAGUAAAGAGGAAAUUAACACUAGUUUUACCUACUAAUUUCCAUAUUUAUAUAAGUUUUGUGAUUUCUUGUUUUUAGAUCUCUCACUAAGUGCAUUUGACUAAGAUACUUAGGAUUUAAUAUUGGAUUAUCCAAUUCAUUGGUUUUGAUAAAUCAGAGAGUCCAUCUUUUUGGUGUUAGUCAAAUGACAGUUUAUUGAGAUUCUGCAAUCAUGAUUCUCAUGGUUAUGUAAUAAAGAUACUAUAAGAAAUUAAAGUUUAUUUGGCGUUGGGAAUUCAUAAUUUUUA